Messenger RNA from Carassius auratus (goldfish), 2132 nucleotides. RefSeq lists its product as uncharacterized. NCBI's taxonomy places the organism in Eukaryota, Metazoa, Chordata, Actinopteri, Cypriniformes, Cyprinidae. The transcript has 5 exons. Bases 1167 to 2069 code for a protein of 300 amino acids. The record is from RefSeq and is a predicted model, not a curated record.
AUUAACAACAUAUCAGCCAGAGCCACGGCAAAAAGUAACAAUGAUGUUGUGCAUUUUUGUAGCGGAAAAAAAAAACAAUAUAAUAGGAAAAAUGAAAUUCUGCAAAUAUGGUUGGAUGUGCAAUCUGGACUUUCAUAAUUGGUCAUAAUGCCUGCAAGCUGCAUCUCUAUCAGUCUUGAUACCUGAAAAUGAAAGACUUGGUAUCACCCUGUAUGAAAUUCUACAGUAUCUAGAAUAUGCAGAAUAGAACUGAGAGAUACAGUUCUAUAAUAACUAGACUUCGAAUAGGGCACACAUCCCUUAAUUACUCACUAUUCAUCAUAGGGAAAAGACAAUCUGAAAACUGUGCACAGUGUGGCCUGCCAAGUCCGAACUGCCGGGCCGAAACUGCUUGUUGUCUGGGUUGUGAAAAAUAGUGAAUAGCUUUCCGAUAACACACUGUACUUUCACCAAAUUCAGUUCACACAUCACUGCUCUCCUGCUGGUUAUACUAAAACGUUCAUUUUGAAAGUAAUUACUUUGGCACAUUUUCGAUGAUUUUUUUAUUAUGAGCAAUUAUUUUCAAUUUGAGUGUUGUAGUAUAACCAGCAGGAGAGGGGUGAUGUCUGAGCUGAAUUUGAUGAAAGUACAGUGUGUUACAGUAAAGUUAUUAACGUUUUUUUCUUAUUUAAAUUUCAUAAAAAAAUUUGUAAAAGCAAUUACUUUCAAAAUGAAAGACCUAGUAUAUCCAGCAGGAGAGAAGUGAUGUGUGAACUCAAUUUGGUGAAACCUCCUGUGUGUUACAGUAAAGACAUUAAUCGUUUUUCAUAAUAAUAAAAAAAAAUCAUAAAAAUAGUGUAAAAGCAAUUGUAGUAUAACCUGGAGGAGAACAGUGAUGUGUGUGAACUGGAUUUUGUGAGAGGCGGAUCUACGGGGAGGCAGCAAAACAUUUUUCGCGUUUCGCACUUUGCAGACGGUCCCUUCGAACAUGUCUCUCGGACGACAGAGCGGAGGAACGCUUGUUUUCAGGAAAACUCACCUGUAGUUCGUUUACUACAUCACUACGAGUGAAAAGAGACCUAAUUUGUGUACUAAAAACGUUUUGCUGGCGAGUUAUUGAUCCGGAAAAAUCGAAUCUGUCAAUAUCUUGCAAACUUUACGAACUCCAAAAGACGUGACUAUUCCCAAUGACGGUGCCGGUUCCUGCAGGAUUGACGGAGUUUAUCGUUAGUGUGGCGAUGGUUUCAUGGCUCGCGCACGGUAUUCUCAGCGUUAAUGCAGAUAUCGUCUCAGUGCCUGUGUCAGAGGGUGAUUCAGUCACUCUGCUCACCCAUAUUAAAAAAAAACAAGAUGACAGAAUCCGAUGGUACUCGCUUAACACUUGCAUUGCUCAAAUCACUAGAGAUCAGAGUAGAACCUGUGAAACUGUUCAGUGUAAAGAGAGUUUCAGAGACAGACUGAAGCUGGAUCAUCAGACUGGAUCUCUGACCAUCACGAACAUCACAAACACAGACUCGGGACUUUAUGAGCUGAAGAUCAAUGCCAACAGGAAUACAGAUACCUUCAAUGUGUCUGUCCAUGGUGUUUCUGCUGCUGAACGAGAUACGAUGAAGAGAAAGUCAGUGAAGGAGGGAGAAUCUGUUACUCUAGAUCCUGGAGUAAUAAAACGACCAAUUGAUCCAGUGAGGUGGUAUGUUAAUAUCACUCUCAUCGCUGAAAUCACUGAAGAUCAGAGUAAGAUCUGUGAAGAUGUUCAGUGUGAAGAGAGAUUCAGAGACCGACUGAAGCUGGACAAUCAGACUGGAUCUCUGACCAUCACAGACACCAGAACCACAGAUUCUGGAGAUUAUACACUGAAGAUCAGCAGAAGCAGAAACCACUACACUGUCACCAGCAUCAAGAGCAUCACUGUGUCUGUGACUGGUUCAGGUCUGUCUUCAGCUGCUGUAGCAGGAAUUGUUGUUGUUGUUGGUGUUGUUGUAGCUGCUGCUGCUGUGAUUUACUUUUGCCGCAGGAAAACCAGAAAUGAUGAAGGAAGCCCUCAUGAUCGGAGAGGAUCAUUUGCAAUGACCGUUUGCAUGCUUGAUUGAGCAUCAGCAGCUGCACACGAUUGCUGAUGGCACCCCUUUCCCAUUUAAUGAUUGGAUAGUUAC